Molecule: messenger RNA, 771 nt
Organism: Trichosporon asahii var. asahii CBS 2479
Lineage: Eukaryota; Fungi; Basidiomycota; Tremellomycetes; Trichosporonales; Trichosporonaceae
Product: chaperone protein HSP31
Exons: 1
Coding region: 1-771 (256 amino acids)
Molecular function (GO): glyoxalase III activity
Source: RefSeq, a predicted model, not a curated record
AUGGCAACUCUUCCGAAGCGUGUCCUGAUCGCUGUAACUUCAGCUCACGCCCCGUUGUACGAAGGGGGCAAGGAGACUGGGCUCUUCAUCACGGAGGCCCUGCACCCCUUCAACGUCUUCCGCGCCGCCGGCUUCCAAGUCGACCUAGCGAGCGAGACCGGCAAGUGGUCCCCCGACUGGCUCUCCACCACACCCGAAUACCUCUCUCCCGACGAGAAAAAGGAGUACGAGGGCCCGUCCGAGUUCCACCGCGCGCUGAAGGAGAUCAAGAAAGCGUCCGACUGCCGCCCGCAAGACUAUGGCAUCUUCUUCGCAUCUGCGGGCCACGCCUCGCUCAUCGACUACCCCGACGCUACGGAUCUGCAGCACCUCGCCUCGUCAAUCUACGCCGACGGCGGCAUUGUCGCCGCCGUCUGCCAUGGCGGAGCCAUCUUCGUCGGCGUCGUGAACCAGCCGGACCUUACGGGCGGGGACGCAAUGGGGUCAGGCGGGCAGGGCCAGCCCAUCAUCGCGGGCAAGAAUGUGACGGGCUUCACGACCAAGGGCGAGGAGGAGGAGGGUGUGCUGGGCACGAUUCAGAGCUGGAACAGGCCCACGAUCGAGAAGAUGGCCGCAGACCUCGGCGCAACGUACGUCUCUCCGCCUGGGCCGUGGGACAGCUUCACGGUCACAGACGGACGGAUCGUGACGGGCGCCAACCCCGCGAGUGCGACAAAGACGGCAGAGGAUGCUGUCAAAGCGUUCGACAAACUCAAGGCCAAGAAGGACUAG